UAUAAAUACAACUUACAGUACAUUAUUACCUUUAAUCAAUCACGAUGGUACUUACAAGGAGAUUGUUUGUUCAUACGUUACUCGUAGUAUUGUAUUUAAAUUUUGUAAUUGCUGAAUUUAAUACAAAAAAUGAUGAAAAAGUUAUUCUAGUUGCGCCUGUACUGGCCGCUAAUAAAAAUCCACGCGCGAGAGUCGUAGAAACCGCAAAGGAAUUUCCUGUAAUACGAUUAUUGUCAACGGGCAACGCGAUAAAUACAAAUGAAUCCGACCACAAAGAAAAUCCGCUACCUGUUUAUGUUGAAAAACUUGAAGAUCAAGACAACGAACGCAAACGAUCUGCUGGUUACAUACCUAUAAGGCAAUUAAAUUAAUAAUAAUGUCGUCCUCGAAUAAUAUAAAAAAGUUAAUAUAUUUAUAUAUUAUAAUUA
This is a messenger RNA of Melitaea cinxia (Glanville fritillary), 428 nucleotides long. RefSeq lists its product as uncharacterized. NCBI's taxonomy places the organism in Eukaryota, Metazoa, Arthropoda, Insecta, Lepidoptera, Nymphalidae. The record is from RefSeq and is a predicted model, not a curated record. The coding region runs from base 45 to 371 and encodes 108 amino acids. The transcript has 2 exons.